AUGAGAAAGCUAAUAUCGGGACUAUUCGUUUCGCCUUCCCCUUUCCCACAGAAAUUUUCCCUAGAAGCGCUCAAUAAGCUGUGCGAUACACUAGAACAAAACAAAAUUAUUAACGAUACAAAUGCAGAAAUAGUUGUUGAAACUUUACGAUCGAUAUCCGAGUUGAUGGUUUGGGGAGACAAACACAAUGAAAAAUUCUGGGAUCUUUUUCUUGAGAGAAAUGUGUUUCACUCUUUUUUCAAUGUUCUUUCUCAACCAAAUGCUCCUAAUCAAGUCAAGAAACAACUCAUUCAGUCAAUUAGUAUUAUGAUUCAAAACAUGAACAACACCAACUCGAUGUACUUUCUUCUUUCAAACAAUCACAUCAAUGAGCUGAUCAACCAUCCACUCGACUUUUCCGAUGAGGAAUUACUUGCAUAUUAUAUCAAUUUUUUGAAGACAAUUUCUCUAAAAUUCGACAAAUCUAUGAUUCAAUUCUUUUUCGAUAGUUACAAUUUGAGAUUCCCUCUUUACGAUCAAUGUAUUAAAUUUUGUAAUCACUCUGACAGUAUGAUUAGAAUAGCAGUGAGAACAAUAACUCUGAAUACCUACAGCGUUAAGGAUCCCGCAUUACAUAAAUAUGUAACAAGUGGCCCUUAUUUUUCCAUGUUGGCAGACUCACUAAUUGAUCAAUUGUCAUCUCUAAAUUAUAUUAUAAUUAAGACGAGAGAAAACAAAUCAUCAAUUAGAAUUUUAGAAGAUUACUCUGCUGAUUUAUUAGAUCAUUUAUUUUACUUGAAAGAUAUCAUUAACACUAACAUCGAAAGAAUGGAUGAAAAAAUAACAGAGUCAAUUGUCGAUUUUACUCUUCGAAAAUUAAUUAGAGAUGUGAUGUUGUCAGGUGAAGCAAUUACUGAAAACAGCGAACUUCAAAACGAAAAGAAAUACGGUCUUCUUUUAGAAACGGUUUUAUACUGCAUAUCUCAAGUGUACACAAUAUUCAAUCACAAGAUACUGAUUGAAAGAUUAACUGGAGUGAUAUUUUCCAAUGACAUUGGAUUUGAAUAUUCUUUUUAUGAGACAAUACUUCAGCAAGUAGAUAAGGAAAACAACAAUGAGUCCUUGUUACUUACAGCUCUUUCUACAAUUUAUUCUAUCGCCAGUAAUGAAUGUAAGUAUUUCACAAAAGCAGAAGGUGAGCUGAUUAUCAUAUUAAAAGCAUCUCCUAGUCAUAUUCUUUCAAAUUAUGGAAUUGUUAGACCAAACGAUUUAGAAGAGUUAGCAGAUGACCAAAAACAGAAAUGUUAUGAGUUUUAUUCCACAUUGUGGAGGCUUGUCUCUGAAAGGAUACCCAAUAGAAUUAAUACGCUGCACAUAAUUUAUAGAAUUUUUUCUCAUCUCUGGAGUGACUUAUCUAUCAAUAACAUAGCUAUUGCCAAGCAACACUUUCCAGCAAUGAAGAAAACAAUUGCUUCAAGUAGGGAAAUCCUUCUCAAGCUCAUCUCAGAAUCAGAUAUUUUUGAAUUUAUGGACAAUUUCCAACUCGAAUAUACUCAGUAUCAGAGGCUGAACAGUCUACGACCAGAUGCUAUCAUAUCUGACAUAGCUGUCUUAAUUAACUAUGAGAAGGAUGAGAGCUCAGAUUCUAUUUUUGAUCAAAUUCCCCUGCAGAGAAGCUCAUCAAAUAUCGAAAAUUCAAACAGAUUUUCCAUACAUGAAUUUCUAUUAAUUUACGAGUUUCUUUCCAAGUCUAAGAUUCUUACUCAAUCCAUAUUAGGUCGAGAAGAAACCAUUUCUUUAGGAUCAAUUGUACAACCAAAACCAGAAUAUUUACCAGAGGAUGAGGCUGUAAUGGUAAACAGAGAAACUAUACGGUGCAGCAUAACCUCACCUCAAAGCUUACCUCUACCUCCUGUAACACAAUCAUCUCCCAAAAAAGUUCCGAGGACUCCUAAUGGUGGAGGAACUCCAACAAAGAAAGACAACAGAGAAAUGCGCCAUAUAUUCUUUGACAAUAAUUUUUUAUAUAUUGUCACAGUGGACAUCAACAGAGUUGGUUUUGGAAUUGUUGAAGAAACUAUACCAUUAUUUUCAGUUCAGGUGAAAACAAACGAGCAAAAUAAGUUUUCUUUGAGAUUGGUAGCAGAAAAGAAGCAAGCAUUAGCUUCGCCAUUAAUACUAUUUGAUAAGAAGUUAGUUUUUGAUGAUUUUAAGAUUGCCAAAGAGGUUAAAGCAGUAAUAGAGAAGAAACUCGAGGAAUGCCGACAACUGAAACUGUCAGAAUUCAAGAAAGCGUUGAACCAGUAA
Naegleria fowleri is the source of this 2286-nucleotide messenger RNA. RefSeq lists its product as uncharacterized. Gene Ontology annotation, biological process: endosome to lysosome transport; regulation of autophagosome maturation; endosomal transport. The record is from RefSeq and is a predicted model, not a curated record. The transcript has 7 exons. NCBI's taxonomy places the organism in Eukaryota, Heterolobosea, Eutetramitea, Acrasida, Naegleriidae. The coding region runs from base 1 to 2286 and encodes 761 amino acids. Gene Ontology annotation, cellular component: late endosome; endolysosome membrane.